AUGAACAAUUUGAACACAACAGAGACCACUAUCCCCACACUAGCAGAAGGGGCAGUGGUGGAUCCAAUGAGUAUUGAGGUGAGCGAGCCUGUUCCAACCACUACCUUUCCAACAACAACAACAACCAUGAAGCAGCAAGAAGAAGCAAAUAAAUUGGAUGAAGAGACUGAACAAAAACAUAUCAUCAUUGCCAAAGUUUUGUUUGGAUUCGGGUUUGUAAUGCCUCUCACUUGGCUUGCAAGUAUCAUUUGGGCCCGGAAAACAAAGUCAAGAGAGGUCUACCGAUGGAGAAGAUAUUCUCUGCUUGCCUUUUCCUUACUCUGUACCUUAUUGUUUUGUGCUGGGUGGUUCAUCAUUAUUGUGUAUUCUCUCAUUCCAUAUCCAGAUCCAGAAAAGUUCAAUAGUGGGCUUAAGAAUGCUAUUCAAAUGUAUCCCGGCGAAUUGAUUGCAAUUUUGUGGGGUCUCUUAAUUGUUGUGGUAGUGUGUUUUGAGUUCAUCAAGGAUUUGUAUUGGAAAAUUAAAAAGUUUAGGGAAAGUAGAAAAAACAAGCAAUAG
This is a messenger RNA of Naegleria lovaniensis, 555 nucleotides long. RefSeq lists its product as uncharacterized. Bases 1 to 555 code for a protein of 184 amino acids. Lineage: Eukaryota; Heterolobosea; Eutetramitea; Acrasida; Naegleriidae. The record is from RefSeq and is a predicted model, not a curated record. The transcript has a single exon.